GUAUUAUUGAUCAAUAAGAGCGAGACGGAGCGAGAGCUCGAGCUGCUGCCGCUGGCUGGCUCUACUGCUGCUCUACUACUACCACCACUAUACUCCGCGGGCGUAAGUGUGAGCCCCGCGUGCAGCUGUCAUAUUCCCGUGCAGGCGAUUUCACGCGCUCGCGUAAACCCGAGUCGUCGUCGCCGUCGCCGUCCUUGCACGCCUGCCACUCCGGGUCGCUCUCGGACAGAACUGUACACGCGCGGUCAGUCGAUCGUCAUCUUCUUCUCGAGUGAAGGGAUAAAAGAGCAGUGAGUAUACGCGGGGUGAGAAGAAGCGCACACAGGGUGUGUGUGUAUGUGCGUGAGAGAGAGAUAGAGAGAGAGACAGAGAGAGGGUCGUGUGCUCGUAAGGGUGCGCUUUCGACGAUCAUGCGACGGCGGGUGGCCAGUUUCGGAGAAUAGCGAAAAACUAAAUAGAAGAGCCGCCGCAGCCCGCGACGAGUGUGUCGUGCAUUGAGCUGCCAGUGCCGUCGUUUUAGCGAACACGUCACCGAGGCGCCCGCGAUUCGUGCACGCGUUCUCCGUCGCGGUUAUUGCGCGGGCGUGGUGUGCGUAAAGAGAGAGAGAGAGAGAGAGAGAGAGAGAGCCUGCAGCAGCUACUCGCUGGCCACCGCGGGACUCGUUCCACCACCUCGGGAGCCCUAAGCCGGACAAGUGGAGUUCCUCAUGCAGACGCUACGCAAGAAGAACAGCCCAUGCAAGUUAAAAAACGAACCCACCCGCUUUAUGGGGGAAGGAGUGUCCUUCAAAGCGAAGCUCAUCGGUAUUUUAGAGGUGUCAGAGGCUCGCGGCGAUCGGAUGUGUCAAGCCGCACUAGCCGAUUUAAAAAUGGCUAUCCGAGCCGCUGGAGAACACAAACAACGAAUCACUGUCCAGAUCAGUAUCGAUGGGCUUCGGUUGAGAGACGAAAAAACAGGUGAUUGUUUAUACCAUCAUCCGGUGCACAAGAUAUCAUUCAUAGCACAAGACAUGAGCGACUCUCGAGCAUUUGGUUAUAUAUUUGGUUCCCCUGAUACUGGGCAUCGAUUUUUCGGAAUUAAGACUGAUAAAGCAGCUAGUCAGGUGGUCAUUGCCAUGCGCGAUCUUUUUCAAGUCGUGUUUGAAUUGAAGAAGAAAGAAAUCGAAUUAGCAAAGCAGCACAUUGAGCACAGCGUAAUUAAAUGCGGUACUUUUGCACUCGAGCGGACGCACGACACAAAGGGUGCUGCGGGAAGUGAAUCGUCACUUCAUCGAACGGGUUCCGACAGCGAUAGAAGUAGAAAACACGAAGCGCAAAGUGGAGUAGUAGCAGAUUUAUUAGACUUGCAAUUUGAAUUGAACUCGCUGCAACAAGGAAUUCAUCAGAUGGAUAAAAUAACUCCUGAUAAUCCAAGACCUGUAGAAGAUCCUUUUGAAUCGGAUCCUUUCGGAGACUCAUUCGCAAAUAUGAAGAUAAAGGAGCAAAUACAACCAAUUUUACCUCCUCCUCCGUCAGCUUCUAAACGAGGGCACUUCGAACGGCAACAAACAGUACAACAGACACCGACCUCCGGUACAUCUAGUCCAGCCAAUAUAGUCAAUAGUAAAACGCCACCACAUCAAGGCUCGGUACAUUGGUUUGACAAGGAAACAGAAGAUUUGUUUAAUGAAGGCGAAUUAUCAAAUCUGACUAGGAAAAAUUCUUCAAGCGACGAAGAUAAAGAACCGCAUUCGGCACCCGUAUCGCAAGAUCAUUAUAAACAAAUAGACAUUUUCUCAGAAUUAGAUCCCCUUGGGACAGGAAUUAAAAAACCUUAUGUGGAUAAAAAAGAUUUUUUCCAGCAUUUGAAAAAUCCACCGAAAAAAGUACUGAAAGACUUAGCAUUGACGAAUUCGGAAGAUACAUUUCCUACGAAUUUCAAUAUAACUUCUGACUCAGGAGAGUUGAAUAACAGCCAAACAUCUGAAAAUGAGUCUAAUCAAUUUGAUGAUGGAGAAUUUGCUGAUUUUGAUAAAUUUAAAGAAAAGGAUAUUUCAACGCCGACAGAACAUAUUUCUCCCAAGCCGCAAUACAAAGAGUCUAACAAAAGAUCGAUUCAACAUCAAUCUUUAUCAGUUUCUUUGCCACCAGAAGACACUUCAACGCCCAAAACUUCAUCCUACGGUUACUCGAUGUCUAAUUCUGUAACGUCUAGCAGAUAUGAUAAUAAGGAUUCAUCAGAGAGCAUACAGUCCUUAGUAAAAUUACCGAGCCCUAAAAAAUAUUUGAAUUCAAGAAGCAAAACUGAAUAUUCAGAUUACGGUGGGAACAAAUCACAAUCGAUUGAUAGAUCGUUUCCUGUUGAUUUUUCAUCGACCAGUGAGUCGCCAGCUUCACCACUGCGAUCUUGUUCAUCUGGGGCUAAUUCAAGGUUAUCGAGUUCAAGUGCCGAAAUGGAAAAUGUACCAGAACCACCACCGCGAGGAGCUGGUAGUAUAUUAAUAAAUCCUCCACCUUUGCCUCCUAAAAAACAUAGUUCUAGAAGUGGGAUUAAACCACCGCCAAGACCACCUCACGGCGAUGGACAUUUCCAUUACGAUUUCUUGGAAAGAGAAGAAGGAUCACCUUCCCCAACGCGCAAAACGAGAGGUAUGGGUUCGCCUAAGAGUACAAGAGGUAGAUUUGAUGACAAUUUUAAUGCCCCCUUACCUGAUUUACCUAAAGGAUUUUCCAAUUCAAAAUUCGAAGAUUCUUUUAAUACAAUGAUACAAUCGCCUAAAUCUGUAAUCGAUAAUCCAAUCACAAAUAAACCAGAAAUCAACUGGGCAAAUCUCACAAAAGACAUAACUUUGAGUCAACUGACCUCAACUUUUCUAACAGAUUUAGCCGAUAACCUAGGAAUGUCGGUGGCAGAAGUAACAAGUCUAACUUUACAACAAUUAACGGAAUGCAUAGAGUCGCUAGCAAAGAAAGAUACUUCAGCAGAGAAGAAAUCAAAGACUCCGGAAAAUGCAUCCAGCGUCGCAAAGGAUAUGGAAAAUAGCUCAACGACUAAAACAGAAAAGUCUACAUUUGCAGAAACAUCGUUUGAUGCUAACGAACCACUUUUCAAAGCUACGUUUGAUCAAGAGCCGAAAGUAGAAAAGAACAGUAAUUAUGAUAAAUAUGCCGUGUUUAGGGAAUUAUUAGAAAUGGAACAGGUUAAUAACGAAUUUCAAACACAGAAGUCCAGCGAAGAAGAAGAAGCCAUUGCAUCCGAAAAUCAGGAUGAACCAGGUGAUAUUGAAGAUGAUGCUCAAAGUGAUGAAAUUGAUGAAACGAUCGCUUCUCUUGCCAAUUUAACAGUGAAACUUCCGCCUGUUUCCGAAAGUCAAACAAAAGAGGUUGCUUCAUACUAUGAAAUGAAAUCAAAUGAUGAACCUAUUGAAUCUCCAAAAGAAAGUGACAACAUCAGAUUAGGGGAGACUGAGUCCGAAAAACGCUAUUACUCUAAAGAUAACGUAAAUGAAACUGAUUCGUCAAUGUCUGAUCUUACAAAAAUUCAAAGUGAUAAAGAGGAAAAAAUAGAUAACGAUGAAAUCAUCGAAGAUACUAAAAACUAUGAAGAUUUCAAAGAUUCAGAUAAUUUUGUAAUAACAGCAGAAGAAGUAAACGAACUAUCCAAGAUUGUCGACAAGAAAACGGAAAUAAAACCGUCAGUUUCUACAUCCAGCGAUAAGUAUGCAGCGCUGCGUGAAAUAAUUGAGAAAACAGAACAAACAUCUAUAAAAACUGAUAACUUUGUCACUUCUCCAAAUAAAAGUUCGGUAAGAUCAUCGACUGAAGUAGAUCUGCAAGGGUUAUUUUCUGAUAAUUUUAGUCCACAAUCGAUUUCUGUGACUGCAAAAAUUACAACGAACAAAGAAGAAGACGUGAAGACCACUGUAAUGGAUAUUUUCGAAGAAAUAAAAAUGCUGAAUACCGAUACGCACCGUUCGAAGGAAACGAAGCCAUUGCCGCUAUCUUCCAAUUUAGAAUCAGUGUUUUCUGCAUUCACGGAUAUCAAACCGGAAAAGGAGAGUUCAAAAGAUGAUGAAAAUUGGGCUAAAUUUGAAUCGACCGUCUUUCAAUCCGACAAAUCUGCGGCUGAAGGUCAAGGAUCUAUGGGAGGUACCUCCCCUUGGUCUCCAGAGGGCAUAGAAUUUAAUCGUGAACCACCGAUAAAACGAAACGUGCAUCGGCACUCUGGAGAGAGCGAUAAUGAAUGGAAAGACGACGAAGAAAGCGAAGAAAGCAACGGACGAUCGAAAGGUGAAGGUUCAUGUUGUGUCAGGCAUCCACGAUACGAUCUGCCACCCUUUGAAGAAAGGCCUUUUUACGACGAAACUGCAGAAGGGGAUAAGGAUCGCGUGUUCCGUGAGAAAAUGGUUCGAAAAACAAGAGGUGCACCAUGGGUCAAAAGUGCUCCUCGAACGCGCGAGCCUAUGCCAUGGCACGAUGACGCUAGGUGGGAAGAAGAGCGCCGGCGACAUUUGCAUCGAAAAGUUCCAUACAAAGACGAGGAAGAAUAUAAGACAUAUUGGAAGUGUCGACCGAAACAAAGACCAUGGAAUGGGGAAAGAGAAGGUUUUUGGGGACCCGACCACCCAUUCUAUGAAGAAGAGUGCAAAAGAAGGAUGACUUUAUGGACUGAAGAAGAACGCGACAGUAGAGAAAGGUUUAGUAGCCAGGAAAGCAUGGGAUAUGAAGAGGAUGAAAGAUGGUUUAGAAGGGAAUAUGAAAGAAGGCGAUAUGAAGAAGAUGGCAUGUUUUGGAGGGGUCGUGGUCCUGAAGGAGAAUACCCACCCAGAGAGGCCUACAAAAAACACGAUCCGCAUUAUUUCCGUGAAGGUAGAGAUCGACACUAUGAUUAUCCUCCAAGCUGGGAAGAAGAGUACGGUCCCAAACGUGCGGAAGAUUCUCCUAGAUAUCUUACUAGAAAGAAACACUGGCCAAAACGGCCAAAUAGUGCAAACGAUGGAAGGGAAAUGAUGUAUGUAGAUAUCAGACCAAAGUGCGCUGUGUCGAGAUCUGAAUGUAGCGACAAUGAUUCUGAUCCAUAUCAUCGACCAUAUAGAUCAAGAAGCCGGGAAAGUUAUUGGGGUAGUGAUCAAGAGUUUGAAAGUUGGGGAGAGAGGCCAUAUUGGUCCGAAGGACCCGACGCUAAAAACGAAAGCCUGCAUCGGAAACGAAUGAACAGGCACAGAUCGAGACCUCAACCAAAAUCUCAAAGCUCGCCAUUCGAAGAUGAUUUCACUCAAAGCGUAGAUCGUAGCGAAGCGCCAAUCGACCCCGUAAACGCAGAAACUCGCAUUCGUCCAGAAGUUGAAAUGAAGCAACCGACUAGUCCCAGAAGUCCUAGAGGCACAAAAGAACAACAGGCACGUAGGGAACCGAAAUCAUACAAAGCUUCUAGCUACUUUGAUGACGAUCUCACACCUACGGCAAGUGCUUCAAGCGACGCCUCAGAUAGACAAAGAAUAGGUUCCGAUUUAAAAGUAACACCCGAAGAAUUGCCUUGCGACGUAAAAGAUCCGGUUGUUGAUGGAUUCGCAUCAGAAGAUAGCGGAAGAGAUUCGUUCUUUAAUGGUGAUCCAAGAUUUGAUGAUGAUGCAUUUGCUUUUCGUUCUGAGUUGGAAGACCAAGUACCCGAGCAUGCAACUAACUUACCGAUGAAAAAUUCUAGGCAUUUAAAGUACACCAAUAGUAGGGGUAAAGGAGACCAGUAUAUCAAAAAGUCUGAAUCUAUAAAUAUAUUCAGUCGCGAAAAUGAUCCGUUUGAUGAUGACGAAUUUUUCAAUUGAUCAAAAAAGCCAACUGAUUUCUUUCGUGCUACGUCAAAACCUCGAAAAGGGAUCAGUGCAUCUUCAUCACAUUCACCUUUGCAUCAUUUAUACAAGAUGCAGCGCUUUUACCCUUUUGGAUAUAAGUAAAGUGCGUAUUUCAUUUUGCGACUGCAUGGAAGAAUAAUAUUUUUAUACCGCGUGAAAGCGAUUGUUCUCCCGCUUUUCUUUCACGAUACACAGAGAUUUUUUAGGAACCAGCAGUUUAAUUGAUUCUGCGAUUGGUAAACAAUUAUAAUUUUAUUAUUGGCAUUUAUACAUGAGCAAUAUAGUGUAUGAAUGUAUUUAGUUUAGAAUGGAACAAUAUGUGCAAUUUAGGAAAAUUAAAAAAAAAAUUCGUUGAAAAUGUAAAUGAUAAAAAUAUUGUUUAACGUGUUUUUCAACUCUCGGGAAUUUUAUGUAUGAUAUUGAUUGUUAGUUAAAUGUUCAACCAGCAGAGUUUUUAAGAGUGCGGUUAAACUUGGAUGAGAAUUUUACCAGAGGAUGAUCGCAUGCCAUAGGAUACAUAAGUUUUGUAGAGAUAAAGUUGUUUUGAUCCUGCAGUCGAUCUACGAAAUGUCAUAAAAUGUAUCGACUAAGGAGAUAGGGGCAAGCUAUAAGUUUUCGGAAUGAAGUAAUAAAAUAUGAACUGACUAUAAAAGAGUGACUCUCUAAAAUGUAUAUAGGUAAUAUUUGUAAACCUAAUACCUUUGUUAUUAAUAUAACACUAUCUCUAAUCAAA
Molecule: messenger RNA, 6561 nt
Organism: Nasonia vitripennis (jewel wasp)
Lineage: Eukaryota; Metazoa; Arthropoda; Insecta; Hymenoptera; Pteromalidae
Gene: Dab
Product: protein disabled
Exons: 7
Coding region: 708-5801 (1697 amino acids)
Source: RefSeq, a predicted model, not a curated record